This is a messenger RNA of Camellia sinensis, 2890 nucleotides long. RefSeq lists its product as uncharacterized. Lineage: Eukaryota; Viridiplantae; Streptophyta; Magnoliopsida; Ericales; Theaceae. The record is from RefSeq and is a predicted model, not a curated record.
AUGGCCAAAAAGAAGAAGAUCUUUGGCAUUCCAAUCCCUUGGCUACCAGCAACACCAGGCCCUCGCCCACCACAACUCCCUACUGCUGAAACUGAAAUCCAAAUCCAGACCGCUACCACAAAACCUACUCAUAGUCCACCUUCUAUGGUUCCAGGGUUAAGCCCAACACAGGCCAGACAAGCUCAAGCAUCAUCAAGAACCGAGUCUCAAUCGCCUUUACCAUCAAGUGCAACAACUCAAUCCCAAGUCACUUCUCAACCAGAAUCACCAUCUCAUGCAGCAACACAAUCUGAGCAUGCCUCUCAACCCCCAUCACCAGCACAUGCAGCAACAGAAUUCCGAGCUUCCACUCAACCCCUGUCACCAUCUCGUGUAACCCCUCAACCUCGGGCUACCCCUCAGCCCUCAUCACUGUCUCAUAUGGCUUCUGAGACUCAACCAUCAUUACAAGCAGCACAGCCUAAAUCCCUACCCACAUUGCUGCCUCAGCCUGCAGUUCAGACAUCCUCACUGCCUUCUUUGCCAUCUCUCACAUCCACUCAAGCACAAUUAAUAGAAGGAGCAGUGACACAACCACCACUUUCACCAGAAAAAUUACAACACACAAUUCAAAAGGACUCUCAACCUCCUUCCAGUUCCACUGAGCCUCUGCUGCCUCUCUAUCAAGAGGAAGAACAAAAGCCGGCAAGGUCUCAAAUAGAGUCACAAGAGUUGCAUCCAAAGGAAGAAAUGACAUCUGAGAAUGUUCUGAUCUCCCACAACCACACACCAAAUCAAACAACCUUUCAUCCCAAAGCAUUAGUCCCUGCAGCUGUGAUAGAUGAUGAAGAAGAACAAAAGCCAGCAAGGUCUCAGCCAGAGUCACAAGAGUUGCAUACAAAGGAAGGACAGACAUCUGAUAAUGUUCUGAACUCCCACAACCACGCACCAGGUCAAACACAAAUGCCAAAACAGCCUUCAGAUGCAUCACCCCUUGUAGCUGUGAGAGAUGGAGAAGAAGAACAAAAUCUAGCAAGGUCUGAACCAGAGUCACGGGCAAAUGAAGAAAGGACACCUGAUAAUGUUUUCAACUCCCAAAACUACGCACCAAAUCAAACAAACACUGAUCCCAAUGGGAUGCCAAAACAGCCUUCAGAAGCAUCAGCCCCUACAGUUGUGAGAGAUGGAAAAGAAGAACAAAAUUCAGCAAGGUCUCAGCCAGAGUCACAAGAGUUGCAUCCAAAGGAAGAAAGGACAUCUGAUAAUGUUCUAAACUCACAGAACCAAGAACCAAGUCCAACAACCAUUCAACCUAAUGGGAUGCCAAAACCUUCAGCAGCAUCAGUUCCCUUAGUUGCGAGAGAUGGAGAAGAAGAACAAAAGGCCGCAAAGUCUCAGCCAGAGUCACGAGAGUUGCAUCCAAAGGAAGAAAGGAAAUCUGAUAAUGUUCAAACAACCAUUUAUCCCAUGCCAAAAGUGCCUUCGGAAGCAUCAAUCCCCACUGCUGCGAGAGAUGCAGAAGAAGAACAAAAGCCUGCAAAGUCUCAACCAGAGUUACAAGAGUUGCAUCCAAAGGAAGAAAGGACUUCUGGUAAUGUUUUGAACUCUCAGAACCAUGCACCAGGUCAAACAAUCAUUCAUCCCAAUGGGAUGCCAAAACAGCCUUCAGAAGCAUCAAUCCCUGCAGCUUUGAGAGAUGGAGAAGAAGAACAAAAGCCCACAAAGUAUCAACCAGAGUCACAAGAAUCACAACCAAAGGAAGAAAGGACAUCUGAGAAUGUUCUGAACUCCCAGAACCAUGCAUCAAGUCAAAUGAUCAUUCAGCCUAAUGAGAUGCCAAAACAGUCUUCAGAAGCAUCAUUCACUCCAGCAGUAGCAGCACCAACUUCUACAGCAACUCUGGAGACAAUGGGCCCAACCCAGAAAUCAGAUUCUUCUCCUGUUAGUCCUGAACCUAAAACCCUCCAAGAAUCAGAUGCAAAAUCAGAAGAGAUUGGUGAAUCUUGCAAUGAACCCACCAUAUCCAAUGGAAAACGAGGCCCCCUGCUCAAAGAGAUUAGGGGUGACAUUUCAAAGUUUGUUCAUAAGAUAGCUACUCAACACCCAAAGUUUCCAAUGGAAAAGAAACCAGUUACUGUCAUAACCCUAGCUGGUGAAAAUAGAGGAGCAUCCAUGCAACUAGGUGCUGAGUCCACAGAAAAAGAAGGGGCAAUCCACAUCCACGUGGGAUAUAUGAUCAAACCAUAUGAGAACACUGAAGUUACCUCUGAUGGAGAAGAAGGUUCAGAAGAUUCAAGCACUGAAGAAGAUCAGGCAGAAAAAGCAUAUAUAAAUGGAAAUGUACAGGGUAUCAAUAACUCUAUCCUGUUACACAGUUCCAUUACCGAAAAGAAUCCUGGUCAAUCCAGUCAGGAACACUGAAGUCAGCACUGAUGGAUGGGGAAGCUUGGGAAGAAGGUUAAAUGCAUAUACAAAUGGAAAUAUACAAGGUAUCCGUAACUGUAUUCUGUUAAACAGAACCAUUACUGAAAGGAAUCCUUAUGUACAUCAUGUUUUCUCUCGCAACCUGACAAAACCUGUCUAGGCAACUAAAAGAAUACCCACAAGGCUGAAUUCAGUGUUACACCUGCACAGAAGCUUACUUACAAGCCCACGUUCAGAAGAAGAUGCUUGAGAGGCCUUUUAUAGAACCAUGAGACUCGAGCCCAGAUAACCCUGCAAAGACUCAAUGUCAUUGUUGCCACUACGUCUGCAAGGAGAAAAGUAAAGUUAGUAAGAUGAGUAUUGUAAUACAUGACACUAGUAUGCCAACAGCUAUUAAAUAUUUGUGUAAAUAACAAGAACAAUUGUACAAUUAAUUCAUAGUACGGAUGCUACAUAUAUCUCAUCAAAAAAUUAUGAUUUUACGGUA